AUGCUCCCAAGGGGUACAAGGUGCUUCUCGACGACCUCGUCUACACUCUCUGCAGCUUCGAAAGCGAGAAAGGCGAUCCCGCUCUACCUUCGACCCCGAGCUUCGCAAUCAGCUCCUAAACCCCAUCCCGUCCAUCCGAGCCCAUCCGAGCUACCCCCGCCGCCACCCCUCAACCAGGAUGGGUCUUCGAAGCUGUUGAUGAGUCCCAAGGAGAAGGGCAAGAAAAGGGAGGAAGGUCUCGAGGCGCUCAAGCUCAACAAUUGGGCCGAACCGCCUUUGGUAGCACAGGCCAGGGCGAAGACGGUCAAACAGAGGAACGUGUGGGAGUCUUAUUUGGGUCAGUCUAACACCGAAUGAAUUCAUUCUUGCUGUCGACGAGCUGACGACCAUAAUCUCAGUCCUACCGCCGAGAACAAGGCUCUACAUCUCGCUCGGUGUUUUCGUCUUUGCCUUGAUCGGCCUCUACGGCGGCGACUAUCUCGUACCCGAGACCGAGGUCGAACGCAACACGAGGAUACGUAAAGAAGAGCUGCUACAAGCACGACAAGCGGCGGCGGCAGCGGCGGAAGAAGGCAAAGAUGGCGGUACACCACAGGUCGCCUAG
Molecule: messenger RNA, 604 nt
Organism: Microbotryum saponariae
Lineage: Eukaryota; Fungi; Basidiomycota; Microbotryomycetes; Microbotryales; Microbotryaceae
Source: the annotation of a GenBank genome assembly